This is a messenger RNA of Solanum tuberosum (potato), 1131 nucleotides long. Its product is annotated as zinc finger MYM-type protein 1-like. The transcript has a single exon. Bases 1 to 1131 code for a protein of 376 amino acids. Lineage: Eukaryota; Viridiplantae; Streptophyta; Magnoliopsida; Solanales; Solanaceae. The record is from RefSeq and is a predicted model, not a curated record.
AUGUUUGGGAAGGAAAUGCAUCAGUUUUUUCCUGAUUGGUUUAAUGAUCGUAAGUGGUUGGAGUAUAGCAUAACAAAAGAUGUUGCGUUUUGUUUGUGUUGCUACUUGUUUCAAAAUGAAUGUGGAAGUCGUGGAGAUGUGGUUGAUGCUGCUUUCACAAAGACCGGCUUUAGAGCUUGGAACAAAGCUACUGAAAGAUUUAGAGCUCAUGUUGGAGAUAUAAAUAGCAUCCACAACAAGUGUUUCAACAAGAUGCUUGAUUUGAUGAAUCAAUCACAGUCAAUACGCACUUUCUUUGAUAAAAAGUCCAAGAAAGAAAAAAGUGAGUCUCGGUGUCGCUUGAGUGCUUCAGUUGAUGUGACAAGAUUUCUCUUGAAAUUAGGAUUAUCAUUCUGUGGACAUGAUGAGAGUCGAUCUUCUUCAAAUAGAGAUAUUUUUCGUGAACUUUUGCAAUGGUAUGGAAAUAUUAAUGAAGAUGUUGGAAGCAUUAUUUUAGAAAAAGCUCCAAAAAAUGAAAUGAUGUGUUCUCCAAGUAUUCAAAAGGAUAUUGUUGAUUCUUGUGCUAAGGAAACAAUCAAAUCUAUUCUUGAAGAUUUAGAUGAGGAUUAUUUUGGGAUACUAGUCGAUGAAUCAAAGGAUGUAUCACACAAAGAGCAAAUGUCACUUGUUUUGAGAUAUGUUAACAAAGAAGGAGAAGUGAUAGAGCGAUUUGUUGGUAUUAUUCAUGUUAGUGAUACAUCUGCUUGUUCAUUAAAGGAAGCAAUCUACUAUUUUCUUUCAGAUCACUCAUUAAGUCCAUCCCAAAUACGUGGGAAAGUUUAUGAUGGAGCUAGCAAUAUGAAAGGACAUCUAAAUGGUCUUAAAACUUUGAUUUUGAAUGAGACUCCAUCAGCAUAUUGCAUUCAUUGUUUUGCCCACCAAUUGCAGUUAACACUAGUAGUGGCUCUUGCAAAGAAGGAUUCAAAUGUAGAUGACUUUUUUUGCUUAGUUACUAAUGUGUUAAAUAUUGUUAGAGCAUCUUUUAAGCGCAGAGAUUUAUUUCGGAAACACCAAGCUGAACAGUUAGAGGAGUUGCUCAUAUCAGGGGAAGUGCAUACUGGGCGACGAUUAAAUCAAGAACGUGGGCUUUAG